UGCUGAACGCUUCUAAGCAGAGAAGAUUCUCUAAAUAAUUAGCUCUUUGCCGUUGCGUGUUGUUUAAACCCCUCGUUUUACUUAACAACCAGCUUUCGGUUUCUCUCCAGGGCACUGCAGGCGGUUUAAACAACUAAUCGCAUUUAGCUCCAUAUCAAAUGGGUGAAGGACGAUAGAUGAGCAUUUUCCAGAGAAGAGCAGAUUUAUGUGUCACUUUGUAAUCUAAUGACAUUGUUUAAACCCCGACAGAAGUUUUAAACUAGUUUUAGUUUCUCUUGGCUCGGAGUGUUGUCGCCAUAAAGAUUAUGGCUGCUGUUGUGAAUUACUCUCCUCCGUGGUGGGUUAACCUGAUCCACAGACUGCCUCACUUUAAUCUACAAUUUGAACAAACCAGCAGUGAUUUUCGCCCAGAGGACUCGUCAUACCAGCAGUCCAUCCUGCUGCUGGGCAGUGUAGCUCUGGCAUGCUUGGCUUUGGACCUCCUCUUCCUCCUCAUCUACUCCUGCUGGCUGUGUUGUCGCCGUAAGAAGAGCGACGAGCAGCCGAGCGCCGACUGCUGCUGCACCGCCUGGUGCGUCAUCAUCGCCACCCUCGUCUGCAGCGCCGGCAUUGCUGUUGGUUUCUACGGGAACGGAGAGACCUGUGAUGGCGUGAAUCGACUUACUUACUCCCUCCGCCAUGCCAACCGCACCGUGUCAGGAAUACACCGACUGGUGUCAGAAAGUACAUCUGCUCAGAGCCAGACUGUGGACGAGAAUCUUCAGCUACUAAAGGACCAGUAUGCAAAGCAUACAGACUACCUGUCCAUCAUACAGAAACUCCAGGCUCAGCGGGGUGAGCUGGUCCGUCAGUUGGCUGACAUUCCUUUUUGGAACAAUCUCAGCAUCUCCUUGGAGGAUCUGGCAACCCAGAUUGAACUAAAUGACUGGUACAGGUGGCUGGGGUACCUGGGUCUGCUGCUGUUUGAUGUGCUUAUUUGCCUUCUGGUGCUCUUCGGUCUCAUACGCAACUCCAAAGGAACUCUGAUUGGGGUGUGUUUUCUGGGUGUGUUGGCGCUAGUGAUCAGCUGGGGCUCACUGGGUCUGGAACUGACUGUCUCCUCGGGCUUCAGUGACUUCUGUGCGGCACCUGACAUGUACAUUACCAAGGUGUCAGAGCAGUACUCCCUUAUCAAAAAAGAUAUCCUGCAGUAUUACCUCACAUGUAACGUGGGUCAGAUCAACCCCUACCAACAGAAGAUGUCAGGAAGUCACAAAGCACUGGUGGAAAUGCAGGACGAUGUGUCAGAACUACUGCGCUCUGCAGUCCGAGAAUACCCCAACACAAAGGGAAACCUUGAGCAAAUUCAGGGGGGUUUGAACACCACUGAGGUUGGACUGCACCAGCUCACUGCCCUUGUGGACUGCCGCAGUUUGCAUAUGGAUUAUGUGCAGGCAUUGACCGGAGUGUGUUAUGAUGGGCUGGAGGGUCUGAUCUACCUGGUGCUGUUCUCAUUCAUCACUGCUCUCAUGUUCACCUCUGUCAUCUGCAGCGUGCCGCACACAUGGCAUGGCAAAAGGCCUGAAGAAGACAGUGAGGAGGAGUCCGUGGCUCAUGGAGGCAGACAGAAUCAUGAUAACCUGUACCGAGUGCACAUGCCAAGCCUCUACAGCUGCGGCAGCAGUUACGGCAGCGAGACCAGCAUCCCUGCAGGAGCACACACUGUCAGCAACGCUCCCGUCACUGAGUACAUGACCCAGAAUGCAAACUUCCAGAACCCUCGCUGUGAGAACACUCCUCUGAUCGGGAGAGAAUCUCCUCCUCCAUCUUACACAUCCAGCAUGAGGGCCAAGUACCUGGCAAACGCCCGACCCGACCCCAACAGCAGCUCCGCAGCAAACUAGAGGAACACUGUCUCCUUUCCCUUCAGUCUAAAGCUACCCCUCAUCCACGUCCUGUUCCCACAGCCCAGACAAGUUUCACCCCAGGCCUACCCUUUUAGCCAUGUUGAUCUUUGAUGCGUGCUCUCCUACCCAGCUGAUAAAGGACGUCCUUGCAUCAUGUAAAUACUGCUGUCAGAGGAAUGUUCCAGAGGCCUCUUGUGCUGUUUCCAGUUGGCCGGGUCAGUUCAGGCAGCUAGUUCAGCGUGGCGGCAGCAAAAGGGUUACUCUCAGCCCUGAGUGUUUGUGUGUGUGUGUGUGUGUGUGUGUGAGAGAGCAUCUGUGAUGAGUAUGAACUACAUUACAUACAGAUACAUUGAGUGACGUGUGUGUGCGUGUAUGUGUGUGUUGAUCCAUGCUGCCCUUGCUCAAUUGUGGUGCUCUUGCCAGAGGUUCAGAAAGGUCCAGAACUGAAAAACUGGACAGGGUUUAAUGCCCAUAACCCUACAUUCCUGUGUGGCCUCUGUCCUCUGGUCAUUUGAAGUAAUGUGACCUUCUCCACUUUCAGGACCUACUGCCACGUCCAACUCUAUACAGUUUACAUCAGUGGCAUCUACUGUAAUAUAACUGGACCAAUCUAAUCUUAAUAGCGUGAGAAACUCUUGAGCAUUGAGAAUUUCCUUAGAACUCUUGUUUUGGGCUUGGAUAGCAGUUUUUAAGUUGACAAAGUGGGAUGAUAGCUAUUUUAAUGAAAUGGUGUGAGAAAUAAGGCCAGAAACAUGCUCUACGCUAGUACAGAAAUGCAGUAUAAAUGUAUUGUACAUCCUGUGGCGCUAACCUUCAUACUCAAGGGGGUGAUAGAGAGCCAGAUGGGUUUUUUUAAUUAU
Messenger RNA from Rhinichthys klamathensis goyatoka, 2746 nucleotides. It is a transcript of the gene ttyh3a, whose product is annotated as tweety family member 3a. NCBI's taxonomy places the organism in Eukaryota, Metazoa, Chordata, Actinopteri, Cypriniformes, Leuciscidae. Gene Ontology annotation, molecular function: volume-sensitive chloride channel activity; intracellularly calcium-gated chloride channel activity. The record is from RefSeq and is a predicted model, not a curated record. Bases 306 to 1883 code for a protein of 525 amino acids. The transcript is spliced from 14 exons. Gene Ontology annotation, cellular component: plasma membrane.